CUCCAAUCUCCUCCAUUCAGAGCUCAAACAAAUCUCAAUUACUACUGUGUCCCAUCUCUCGAAUUCUUUGAUCUUUCUGUAAUUUUGCAAUGGCUCUUAAAGCUGUUCUCGUCUCCGACGUACCCAAUCUCGAUCAGGUGCCGGAGCAUGCUGCUACGGCGAUCUAUUCCUCUCGCUUCCCUAAAGGAAACGAUGGAGCCGGCCGAAGUUCAUUGAAAUGGCCAAAGUUUCAAGUGAUCGGGCACAGAGGAAGUGGUAUGAACAUGUUGCAUUCUCCUGAUCGUAGAAUGAAAGCCAUCAAAGAGAACUCUAUUCUAUCCUUCAAUACUGCCGGCAAGUUCGGCGUCGAUUUCGUUGAAUUCGACGUUCAGGUGACCAAAGAUGACUGUCCAGUCAUUUUCCACGACGAUUUCAUCCUCACAGAAGAAAAUGGUGAGAUAUUUGAGAGAAGACUCACAGAUCUUACUUCAGCUGAAUUCCUUUGCUAUGGACCCAAAAGAGAGCCUGGAAAUGUUGGGAAAACUCUGUUAAGAAAAACUAAAGAUGGCAGGAUUUUCAACUGGAAAGUUGAAGAAGAUGAUGCGUUCUGUACAUUACAAGAAGCAUUUCAGAAGGUCACUCCAUCUUUGGGUUUCAACAUCGAACUGAAGUUCGAUGACCACAUUGUUUAUCGAGAUGAAGAGCUCAUUCAUGCUCUUCAGGCAGUCUUAAGGGUGGUAUUUGAGUAUGCCAAUGAGAGGCCAAUUAUCUUCUCAACCUUCCAACCGGAUGCAGCAAGGUUAAUCAAAAUGUUGCAGAGCAUCUAUCCUGUGUUCUUCCUGACAAAUGGAGGGACUGAAAGUUACACUGAUGUGAGAAGGAAUUCCUUGGAGGAAGCUGUAAAGCUCUGCUUGGCAUGUGGUUUGCAAGGGAUUGUUUCAGAAGUUAAAGGCAUCUUCAGAAAUCCAGCAGCCGUCAACACUAUGAGAGAAGCUAAUCUUUCACUCCUAACCUAUGGCCAAUUGAAUAAUGUUCCUGAAGCGGUUUACAUGCAAUAUUUAAUGGGUGUGGAUGGAGUGAUAGUGGAUCUUGUUCAAGAGAUUACAGCAGCAGUGUCUGAUUACAUCAAUCCAGUGAAGGAGGAAGAUAGUGUCUCUGUAGGAGAUGGGCAGAUCCAAACACAAACAAGGCCCAAAUUCUCACAGCGUGAACUCUCUUUUCUACUAAAAUUAAUACCCGAGUUGAUACAGGUUUAAGGC
Molecule: messenger RNA, 1238 nt
Organism: Telopea speciosissima
Lineage: Eukaryota; Viridiplantae; Streptophyta; Magnoliopsida; Proteales; Proteaceae
Product: glycerophosphodiester phosphodiesterase GDPD1, chloroplastic-like
Exons: 8
Coding region: 90-1235 (381 amino acids)
Biological process (GO): glycerophospholipid catabolic process
Molecular function (GO): phosphoric diester hydrolase activity
Source: RefSeq, a predicted model, not a curated record